Messenger RNA from Closterium sp. Yama58-4, 2964 nucleotides. The record is from the annotation of a GenBank genome assembly. NCBI's taxonomy places the organism in Eukaryota, Viridiplantae, Streptophyta, Zygnematophyceae, Desmidiales, Closteriaceae.
AUGACUGACGUCGCAGACGGAGUAUCACUACUAGCCUAUGUCACUGGCACUGUCCCUACUCCAGCUGAGACUGCUCCUGCCCCUGAACGAGCACAGUGGGAGCUCCGCGACGCAGUCGCACGCCUUGUUAUUCGCAAUCACCUACCGAUCUCUGAGCGCGCGCAUUUCAACCAGCUUAAGACUGCCAAGACGCUGUAUGAUGCUGUCGUUGCCCGCUAUUCCGCCCCGGCCACAGCCACCGUUGGUAGUCUCAUCCUGCCAUACCUGUUCCCAGACUUAGCCUCGUUUCACACUGCUGCCGACCUUAUCACUCACCUCCGCGCUAGUGACGCCCGCUUUCGAGCCGCUCUUACCGCCGAGUUCCUCGCCACGAACACCCCCCCGCUGUACUUCACCCUCUACAUCCUCGUCACCCGCCUCCCUGACACUCUUCGCUCUGUCAGGGAUUACUUCCUUGCCAAGGAUCCUCCAACUAUCACUCUGGACGACUUCGAGCAGCAGCUGGUCGCAGCAGAGAAGAACAUCCUCGCUGUCGGUGCUGCUCGUGGCACUCCCCGCACUCCCCUCUUUGAGGGGUGCUCCCCCUCCCCUCUUGACCCCUCCUACGCCUCUGCUGCUACUGCUGUCGACUUCCUCGGUGCGGAGAAGGUCGCAGCGGCUUCCACUCCUGGUGGGAAGCGUGGUGGUGGCAGGAGCGGCAAGGGUGGCAGGGGUGGCGGAGGUGGCGGUGGAGGGAGCGGUGGUGGAGGCGGCGGGGGUUGUGGAGGUGGUGGGGGUGGACGUGGGGGUGGAGGCGGUGGGUGGGGUGGCGGCAGGACCGGGGGCGGUGGAGGCGGCGGCGGCGGUGGUGGGGGAGGAGGCAGCGGCAGUGGCGGUGGAGGUGGGAGUGGGGGUGGAUCUGGCCAGAAGGGUGGCCAGCAGCAGCAGCAGCUUCCUCCCCUCACCUCCCAGCAGCUCAAUGACUGGUAUGCUGGGCGUGGGGCGUCUCGGGGUUCUGACCGCUGCCCCUAUGUCAUUCGUACUGGCCCCCGCAAGGGUCGCCCCUGCAACGGUUUUCACACUGAGUAUCGUUGUUUUGCCAGGCUUAGUGACGCCUGGCGUGCCAAGUAUCCUGAUGCUACUGAGUUCCCCAACUGGGCCGAGCUGCUUAGGCGUGAUGUGCCUAUCUUUGAUCUGGACUAUGAUGUUAUUCUUGCUGCUAUGUAUGCAUUGACUGUUAGUGCUGAGGGUGACUGCUACUUGUGUGUGCCGCCUGAUCCUGGUAUUGACCCUAGUAUAAGGGCUGCAGCCCUAGGUGCUAGUGAGUCUGCUCCCCGUGGUACUGAGUCGACUCAGGCCUUGCACACGUUUACACUUGACUCUGGUGCUUCCCGCUGUUUCUUUCGCGAUAGCACCACCGUCACUCCCCUCCCUGCACCUGUCCCUGUCUCACUGGCUGACCCCUCUGGGGGCCCAGUGCUUGCACGAGCCACGACUGUGCUCUCGUGCCCGGCGGUCCCGUCUGGUGAGCUGUCAGGUCUCCACGUUCCCUCGUUCUCUACGAACCUGGUGAGCAACGCCGUCCUCCAGGAUCACUGGGUUGACACCUGGACUCCUGGAGGGCAGCGUGUGGCGAUCUGCACGUGCUCCAAGACUGGCCGCCAUAUGGCCACGUUCACUCGUGAGCCGGGGUCUAGUCUGUACACCCUCACCACUGUUUCACGCUCCACUCCUUUGUCUCCUCAGCUGUACGCGUCUGCCCAGGUAGCUACCCAGUGUGAGUGCCGCCGCCUGUCGCACGACACGCUUCUGUGGCACCACCGCCUUGGUCACCCCUCCCUUCCUCACCUUCGUGGCAUGCACUCUCGCUCCCUAGUCUCUGGGCUUCCCAGGUCUCUGCCUGCCCUCCCUCCCUCGCCUGCGCCGCCCUGCAUUCCCUGCGUCGAGGGGCGACAGCGCGCCGCUCCUCACUCCUCCUCGUUUCCUCCCACAGAGGCUCCCCUGCAGACGCUCCACCUGGACGUGUGGGGCCCAGCCCGCGUCCAGGGACAGGGCCGUGAGCGGUACUUUUUGCUGGUUGUCGACGACUACACGCGUUACACCACGGUCUUCCCCUUGCGCAGCAAGGGGGACGUCCCUGCUGUUUUGAUCCCCUUGCGCGUCCGCGCUGUGCGUCUCCAGCUCCGCGAGCGGUUUGAGCGGGACUUCCCUGUCCUGCGUCUGCACUCUGACAGAGGUGGUGAGUUCUCCUCUGACCUCUUGGCAGCCUUCUGUGCGGAGCACGGCAUUACCCAGUCGUUCACGCUUCCGGCCUCUCCGCAGCAGAAUGGGGUUGCUGAGCGCCGCAUUGGCUUAGUCAUGGAGGUCGCUCGUACCUCCAUGAUCCAUGCGGCGGCUCCCCAUUUUCUGUGGCCGUUCGCGGUCCGGUACGCCGCGCAUCAGCUCAACCUCUGGCCCCGUGUCUCCUUGCCGGAGACCUCGCCCACGCUGCUGUGGACGGGGGAGGUUGGUGAUGCGUCGCGUUUCCGGGUCUGGGGUGCUCGUGCGUUUGUCCGCGAUCUCACCGCGGACAAGCUCUCUGCUCGCGCCGUUCCCUGCGUCUUCCUUGGUUUUCCUCCUGACGCGCCUGGCUGGCAGUUUUACGACCCCACCUCGCGCCGUGUCUUUGCGUCUCAGGACGUCACCUUUGACGAGUCUGUUCCCUUCUACCGUCUCUUUCCCUACCGCACUGCCUCUCGCCCCCCCCCGCCGCUCUUUCUCGCUCCAGGUCCUCCCCAGGUAGACCCCCUCCCCGCGCCAGGUCCUGCUCCUUCAGGUGUUUCUCAGGUAGACCCUCUGGUACCUGCGCCGAUUGAGGUCACUGGUGACUCAGGUCCUGCUGGAGGUGGUCCUGCUCGGGGUGCUGUCUCUGGGGGUGCUGAGCCUGGGGGUGCGGAGCCUGAGCGAGAGGCGCCUAGAGGUGCUGAGCCUGGGGCCUACGCGUGA